GUCCAAUGACAAACCGAUGCAAUUCACUUUCCCAGGAACGACUUGACCCAGUGGCCAGCCAUGCACUAUAAGAGUUGUGCCAUGACGAAACUUGAACGAUUCCGUAUGCGUGUCAUCGACUGUCGGAAGGUAGAUUCUACGGUUCGUGCCACAUUCGCAUAAUUGAUAUGAUGGUCUUUGGGAAUUACGAAUAGAGAUUUUCGCAGGACAAGAGUACAUUGUGCGACCUAGAAGAAACAAUGAUUGUGUUAUGGACCACCAUAAUUUUUUUGUCCUUGUGGUCACAACUUGUGGUCCCAGACACAAUGUGCAUCUCUUGUUGUGGGUGUGACGCGCGGAAAGUAUUAAAGGCAGAGCCCUUGCUACCGAGCUAAGUAUCUUACUCUUCCAUCAUGAAGCCUGCUAUCCGCUCUCAAUCUCCAUUCAGCAAUCUUCCUAUCGAGAUUCUCUUGAUCAUCUUCCAAGACGCAGCCGAGCCGACGUUUUCCCAAAGGGAGAAAUAUAACAAUAAAAAUCCUUACUCGACCGCCCUAUCCCUAUGUCUCGUCUCUCGACUUGUCAGACGUACCAUCCUCCCCCAUUUCCUGCACACGAUCUUGCUCCGCCGACGUCACAGCGUGAAGAAGUUCGCAAAUGCUCUGCUUAUGCAGAAAGCGUACGCUGAGAAGCAAAGCGAUCUUUUCUUCGACUAUACCUCCGCUGUACAGAGGAUGUGGAUUUGUGACGCAUUUGACUAUUCCCUCAAUGCACAAGCCCAGUCAUACUACUGGGACUCGUGGAUGGGCGUGCUGGCCGAAUCUCAGUUAAAAGAGAUUGAGCUCAAGCGCAACAUGAGCGUGCUUCUUCCUGUGAUCCUCGCUGCGCCAACACUUGUGGUUGACCGCCGCCAUUUAAAGCUUGUCCUUGAGCUUGAGGGCGCGGAGAACGCUCGGUCUUCCCACGCCGAUCACAAUAUCAGCGGACAAUCCACUUUGUCAGUGAAAACCAAAAGUUUGACGAUAAUACGUCAAAGCAUCAGCUAUGUCCUGAACGUAUACCGGAACAUUUCCAAAGGAUCUGUUUUCUUUGCAUCAAUCCAGCAUCUCACUUAUCUAACCGAUUUGGCUGAGGACUCGUGCGUUUUUCGCGGCAUCAGCAGUGGCGUAGACUCGCCAAAAAAUCCGCUGUCUCUUUGGAUGCGCGACCUUCCGUGGGCUCAUAUGAAGAGCCUUGAAACCUUUUCAGUGGUCUACCCGCAUCUGCCUCCCCCCUACGAUUUCCAGUCAUAUGUCACAAGGGGACUAGACUUGCAUGUGGAGCGACUCACGGUGUCUGCUGCCCUUUACAAGCAGGACCCUGAAUCCUUCCCGUGGGUGACACCGCCGUUUCCUGUGACGGAUCCUGGAACGAAGAGGAUAGAAUCGGAUGGUCUGUCCUUCGAGGUUACACGUGACAAGACCCACUUGACACAAGCGUUUUGCUCGUGGGAUAAAGCUUGGGCUUCCGGGUUAACCGACGGAUGAGGUGGUGUUAUGAAGAUGGUGAUGGGUGCUGUGAUAUGACUUAUCUUAGAUAUGUGCCCGCUCGUAUUCAGUUUUGCUUCUUACUAUACCCUUACGAUAGACUUCUCAUACCCAAUAGAUAGGACGGAGACUGUAUGAUUCAUGAGCCAUUAGCCGCAGCGUGACCUCAGUUCCGAGACGUGAAAGGAAAUCAACAACAGCAGGUGCAACAUGGACGAUUGCAUGCCUUUUC
Molecule: messenger RNA, 1734 nt
Organism: Suillus plorans
Lineage: Eukaryota; Fungi; Basidiomycota; Agaricomycetes; Boletales; Suillaceae
Exons: 1
Coding region: 393-1502 (369 amino acids)
Source: RefSeq, a predicted model, not a curated record